AUGAUUCAGGAGCUAUGUCAGGGCAUUACGUGGCGUAAUGUCCCAUCGCUGUCGAAUCCAGUGGACUUGGCGUCUCGCGGAUGCGAAGUGCCUGAGCUCCUGGAGUCCAUAUGGCUAGAAGGUCCGACAUUUUUAUCUUCAUCGCAAGAACGCCACGUUCCACUGAGGAUGUAUUCCGACAACGGGACAAAUUUCGUCGGAGCCCGGAACGAGCUGCAGAGGCUUCAGGAAGCGUUCGAGGAGCAGCAGUCCAGCCUGAGGACGUUCGCGGCGGAGCAAGGGAUGGAGUGGAAGUUCAUCCCCCCGCGAGCACCGCACUUCGGCGGUUUAUGGGAGGCGGCCGUCAAGUCGGCAAAGCUCCUGAUCGUGCGGCAGGUCGCGGACGCCGCGCUCACCGAGAGCGAGGUGAGGACCGUGUUGGCCGAGGCCGAGGCCAUCAUGAACUCCAGGCCGCUCACUCCAGCCAGUACGGAUCCAAACGACGGAGAGGUGCUUACGCCAGGCCACUUUUUGAUCGGCCAGCCCCUUCGUUCGCUGCCGCAAGGGUGCGAGCCAGACGGACGGAGCAGCGGUACCACCUUUACCAAAAGGUGGCAACUACUCUCCGAGCUCAAACGACGGUUCUGGCAGGCUUGGUCGAAGGACUACGUCCACAACCUGCAGGGGCGCAGCAAAUGGCAAACCCCAGAGGCCAACAUCGAGGUCGGCGCCAUGGUGGUGGUCCACAACGACCAUACGCCGCCGCAGCAGUGGAUCACCGGCAGGGUCACCAGCGUCGUCGUGGGAGCAGACGGCAAGGUCAGGGUGGCAGAGAACGCUGUUCGCGAGUUAAAGCCGCAAAAAAACCGCCGAGCCAACAAUCGACAAUCCAGAAGGAAGAUCACGGAAUCCACGGAAGACCACAUUGGAGACCGCCAUCCACACCUACAACCGAAGCAGAACAUGGACAUUGAGUUGCCAACGCCCAGGGAAGUGGAUUCAUCCGACGACCAGGUAACAAUGCCAAAGCAAUAG
This is a messenger RNA of Drosophila obscura, 1014 nucleotides long. RefSeq lists its product as uncharacterized. Gene Ontology annotation, biological process: DNA integration. The record is from RefSeq and is a predicted model, not a curated record. The coding region runs from base 1 to 1014 and encodes 337 amino acids. The transcript has 3 exons. Lineage: Eukaryota; Metazoa; Arthropoda; Insecta; Diptera; Drosophilidae. Gene Ontology annotation, molecular function: nucleic acid binding.